Rhodofomes roseus is the source of this 1763-nucleotide messenger RNA. RefSeq lists its product as uncharacterized. The transcript has 9 exons. Lineage: Eukaryota; Fungi; Basidiomycota; Agaricomycetes; Polyporales; Fomitopsidaceae. The coding region runs from base 1 to 1344 and encodes 447 amino acids. The record is from RefSeq and is a predicted model, not a curated record.
AUGUCUCCCCUGUUUCGGUUUGAUGCCGUCCCUUUCGUUGUUGGUCUGCUAGCGCUGGUAGCGCUCGGACUCUUCAAACUGAGACAGCGAUCCUCGCGCGUGCACUCAACGCGCGAUCAAACGACUGUAGCUGGGAAGCCCCGCACACAGGAGAGAGAACCCGGAGAGUGGACACCCGCAACAUUCGACUAUCCCCAGCUCGAACCAUGCACCGAUGAACUGAACACGAUCAAGCCGAUCCCGUAUCGUCCCUUCCGAUGGGGAGAGUACCAUGUUACAAUGGGCAUUCGCAAUAUGUCCUGGAACGAAUGGAUAGAGAUCGACCAGAACUUCGUGGCUCAUCACCGGUUGAGAGAACAUCGCAUCCGUACUCGUGGUGAGCGAGUGGUCAGAGUACAUGAUGCUCAACCGGGGAUCGUCGCUUCCGGCCAUAACGCAGCGCGCGAACUGGUCUACGAGCUCGCAGAAUAUCUGUCCAGACGCUACCCUGACAUCUACCAUGUUACGCGCAAGAACAAGAGUGAGAAGGGAACAUACAGUUGGUACGGUGAAGGGCAGGUCCAGACAAUCACCAUCGUACCGCUCAACGUUACAUACGACUUGGAGAAGGAAGACCCGAUGACACUCUCUGCAUCACUGAUCCAGGAGGACUUGGCCAUCAUGAUCGAAGGCAGCGAUGGCCGGUAUUACCUACAAGCAGGAGCGAUUAUCAUCCCAGGUUCAUGGAGACUAAGCGACAAGAUCGGCAUGCCUCUAGACGAGAUCCAUGUCACCGGCCAUGUUCCACAGUAUGAACGCAAGCUACACCUCAGCAUGUCCCGCUUCUUCCGCCGGCUGCCCCUGGACAAACCCGUCGUCCGGAACAACUACUCGUUCCAGCUCGUCCACCCUCCACUGUCCUCCACCACGACCGACCCUGAGAUCGCGCUCGACCCGACCGAGCUCGCCUGGUGCCGCACGAUCCACGGCGACGAAGAUCGCGACGACUUCGAGCGCCGGCAGAGCUCCGUACCGCCCCUUGAAGAAGCCGCAGGCAGCGCGCCCGUGGACCCGAACGAGGUGUUCCUGCGCUCGGAGAGGCAGACGUUGAGGCGGCUCCCGAGGACGGGCGCGAUCGCGUUCACGAUCAGGGUGUACCAGACCCCCAUCAUGGACUUAGCGAGGGAGCCGGGCGUACCAGGGCGGCUCGCGAGCGCGGUGAGGGGCUGGUCGGAGGAUGUUGCACAAUACAAAGGGGUCGAGAGGUAUAAGGACGUCUUGCCUUACCUAGAUGAACGCCAUAGAGAACAGGUGGAGGCGGGACUUAUCAAGGAAGACGAUCAUUCGUCUUCCUACCCGUUCUAACGACACAAUGAAUAUAAUUUAUACUGUAUUGACACGCGGAAGUAGUCAGGGUGCAUUCAGAUAAACGAGGUGUACGCUGAGACAAACAGUACCGAAGGUUGUUCGGGUUGUCCUUGACGUCAUGUCUUCAACAACCGAGUUGAUUUUCAGGAUUCGCCUAUUGAGCUUGCCGUAAGCUUAUCAUACAUACGUAGCGAACACGACGCAGAUAUGGAAGUCCAAUAAUACGGCUCGGAGAAUCCCCUCCAGUCGAAUCGCGUAAGGAAGCGCGACGGACUUGGGAUGAAUGCAUUGAGACUCCACUCACCCUUUCGCUUGAACAUGUUGAGGGGUUAUUGCGAGGUCGAGGCGGGAAGACGAUGACGACAUACUCGACUGCCAUGUCUCGACAGCCACCCGCAUGUUGAAUGGUGACAGCG